Messenger RNA from Arabidopsis arenosa, 1966 nucleotides. Lineage: Eukaryota; Viridiplantae; Streptophyta; Magnoliopsida; Brassicales; Brassicaceae. The record is from the annotation of a GenBank genome assembly.
AUCUUAUUAGAUUUUGAACCUAAAACCCCAAAAUUCAAAGGCAAGUGCCUCGAUCUAUUAUUGUCUCUAACUGAAUAUAAAUCUGAAAAAAAAUGGAUCAAGAUCAGCAUCCUCAGUACGGUAUACCGGAGCUCCGGCAGCUGAUGAAAGGCGGAGGAAGGACGACUACGACAACACCGUCUACUUCUUCUCAUUUUCCCUCUGAUUUUUUCGGUUUUAACCUCGCUCCUGUGCAGCCACCGCCGCACCGUCUUCAUCAGUUCACUACUGAUCAAGAUAUGGGUUUCUUGCCACGUGGCAUACAUGGAUUGGGUGGAGGAGGUUCUUCGACGGCUGGAAAUAACAGUAACUUAAACGCGAGUACUAGUGGUGGAGGAGGUGUUGGGUUUAGUGGGUUUCUUGACGGUGGUGGUUUCGGCGGUGGAGUAGGAGGAGAGGGCGGAGGAACUGGAAGGUGGCCGAGACAAGAAACCCUAACUCUGUUGGAAAUUAGAUCUCGUCUUGAUCAUAAAUUCAAAGAAGCUAAUCAAAAAGGACCUCUUUGGGAUGAAGUUUCUAGGAUUAUGUCCGAGGAACAUGGAUACCAAAGGAGUGGGAAGAAGUGCAGAGAGAAGUUUGAGAAUCUUUACAAAUACUAUAGGAAGACUAAAGAAGGCAAAGCCGGAAGACAAGACGGAAAACAUUACAGAUUUUUUCGGCAGCUCGAAGCGCUCUAUGGCGAUUCCAAUAACUUGGUUUCUUGUCCUAAUCAUAACACGCAGUUCAUGAGCAGUGCUCUUCAUGGUUUCCAUACUCAAAACCCUAUGAAUGUUACUACAACAACGUCCAACAUCCAUAACGUUGAUAGUGUUCAUGGUUUUCAUCAAAGCCUUAGUCUUUCUAACAACUACAACUCCUCCGAGCUUGAGCUGAUGACUUCCUCUUCGGAAGGGAAUGAUUCUAGUAGUAGAAGGAAAAAGAGGAGUUGGAAAGCGAAGCUAAAGGAGUUCAUCGAUACGAACAUGAAAAGGUUGAUAGAGAGGCAAGAUGUUUGGCUUGAGAAGUUGACAAAGGUUAUUGAAGACAAAGAGGAGCAACGGAUGAUGAAAGAAGAGGAAUGGAGGAAGAUUGAAGCUGCACGGAUUGAUAAAGAGCAUUUGUUUUGGGCUAAAGAGAGGGCGAGGAUGGAAGCUAGGGAUGUCGCGGUGAUUGAGGCAUUGCAAUACUUGACAGGAAAGCCAUUGAUAAAGCCGUUAUGUUCGUCGCCAGAAGAGAGGAUUAAUGGUAAUAAUGAGAUCCGAAACAAUAGUGAGAAUCAGAAUGAGAAUGGAAGCGAUCAAACAAUGACUAACAAUGUUUCUGUUAAAGGAAGUAGUAGCUGCUGGGAUGAGCAAGAGAUUUUGAAGCUUAUGGAGAUAAGAACGAGCAUGGACUCGGCGUUUCAAGAGAUAUUGGGAGGGUGCUCAGAUGAGUUUUUAUGGGAGCAAAUCGCGUCGAAGUUGAUUCAGUUAGGGUUUGAUCAAAGAAGUGCCUUAUUAUGCAAGGAAAAGUGGGAAUGGAUAAGCAAUGGAAUGAGGAAAGAAAAGAAGCAAAUCAACAAGAAAAGAAAGGAUAAUUCAUCGAGCUGCGGCGUGUACUAUCCGAGAAAUGAAGAAAAUCCAAUCUACAAUAAUCAAGAAAGUGGAUAUAAUGAUAAUGAUCCGCAUCAGAUGAACGAACAAGGCAAUGUAGGUUCUUCAACAUCAAACGCAAACGCAAACGUAACCGCUGGAAAUCCGAGCGGCGCAAUGGCAGCUAGUACAAACUGCUUCCCGUUCUUCAUGGGAGAUGGAGAUCAGAAUUUGUGGGAGAGUUAUGGUUUGAGGCUAAGUAAAGGAGAGAAUCAGUAAGUAAUUUCUCUCAAUGAAGAAGAAGAAGAAGAAGGUAAUCAUGUGGUUAACUAAUUCUUUUGAGUUAGCUAUAUAUGAGAUAAACCUUGACUUAGCUA